AUGCGACUUUGUGGGUUUGAGAUAAGAGUUGGAGAUAGUUUGGAAAAUAAUGGAACUAUGAACCCAAGAUGUGGAACUCAACAACAUAUCCCUUCUGAUCAGGUAAAACACCUAAAUUUACCAGGUCUUAUCAUUGAUUGGGUUCCAUUUGCCCAACUUUCAGUUUGAGGCUGGCACGAAAGUUUGCAGUUUAACCCUAUGGUUUAAUGCAGAAAUUUUUUCUGAACUUCAACAUUUUAUACAAGCAAUACAAACAAAAUAGACACUUGUUUCCUUUGGUAAGCUAGAAGACUUAUUCGUUCAGAAAAACGUAAGUCGCUAGAUGUAAAAUACACACGAUAAUAGUUAAAACUGUUUUUCAUAGGAGGGUAUAGUCUCGUGCAACCCAACAGUGGUUGGUCGUUAUGUGACAGUUGUUAUUCCAGGAGAAAAGAAAACACUAACGUUGUGCGAAAUUGAAGUUUAUGGUACUAGUGUUUUAG
This is a messenger RNA of Paramuricea clavata, 482 nucleotides long. The record is from the annotation of a GenBank genome assembly. Lineage: Eukaryota; Metazoa; Cnidaria; Anthozoa; Malacalcyonacea; Plexauridae.